This is a messenger RNA of Mobula hypostoma (lesser devil ray), 12359 nucleotides long. It is a transcript of the gene ankrd13b, whose product is annotated as ankyrin repeat domain 13B. Gene Ontology annotation, molecular function: protein binding. Gene Ontology annotation, cellular component: cytoplasm. Lineage: Eukaryota; Metazoa; Chordata; Chondrichthyes; Myliobatiformes; Myliobatidae. The record is from RefSeq and is a predicted model, not a curated record. The transcript is spliced from 16 exons. The coding region runs from base 81 to 1997 and encodes 638 amino acids.
UUGGUGCCUGUUGCCAGGGGGUUGACUGUCUACUGCAAAGGUAGUUUGUAUGAUAUUUGGAAAAGAAGAAUGAUAUCAGAAUGAUUUCUACGAGAAAGGUGGCAGAAAGAUAUCCGUUGCAUUAUUUGGUUUGGUAUAAUAAAUACAAGGAGCUGGAAAAGGAACUUAGCACCAAGCAGGUUGACACCGAACAGCUUGACCCACGAGGCCGGACUCCUUUGCAUCUUGCUGUUACACUUGGAUUCCUGGAGUGUACAAGAGUCUUGUUAAAGCAUGGCGCAGAUGUUAGUAAAGAGAAUCAUAAUGGAUGGACAGGUCUCCAGGAGGCUGUAAGUACAGGGGACCUGGAGUUGGUACAACUUGUUCUUCACUAUCGUGAUUACCAAAGAUCUAUUAAACGACUAUCAGGGAUCCCAUGCCUAUUGGAUAAACUGCGCCAGGCGCAAGACUUUUAUGUUGAAAUGAAAUGGGAGUUUACAAGCUGGGUGCCCCUGGUCUCCAAGAUCUGUCCAAGUGACACAUACAGGGUUUGGAAAAGCGGACAGAACCUGCGGGUGGACACCACAUUGCUCGGCUUUGAUCACAUGACCUGGCAACGAGGAAAUCGUAGCUUUGUCUUCCGAGGACAAGACAACUGCGCAGUUGUAAUGGAGAUCGACCAUGACCGACAAAUGGUUUACUCAGAGACUCUGUCGCUGGCGAAUUUUGACCAUGACAUGCUGUUGGCUGCUGUGCAGCCCUCAGAAGAGCAAGUGGCAAGCCGUCUCACCACUCCCAUCGUCACCACCCAAUUAGAUACCAAGAACAUCUCAUUUGAAAGAAAUAAAUCUGGAAUCCUGGGCUGGAGAAGUGAGAAGACUGAAAUAAUAAACAGAUAUGAAUCCAAGGUUUAUGGAGCUUCCAAUGUGGAACUCGUCACCAGGACAAGGACAGAGCACCUGUCAGACCAGAACAAGAGUAAAAGCAAAGGGCAUCGACGACACAAACCUGUUUCAACAGCGUCCAGUCUGUUGGCGCACCAACGAGUUAUCCCAUCGAGCAGCCAGAAGAUCAGAAGUAGUAAAACUCCCCUCCAGUCAUUUCUGGGCAUUGCAGAGCAACAUGUUGGACCACACAAUGGGGCCUUCAUCACUCAGACAUUCAGCAAUACCAAUCCAACAUCCAUUACUCCAGAGGAAUACUUCAACCUAAACUUUGAACUGGGAAAUCGCGAUAUUGGACGUCCCAUGGAACUCACCACAAAAACACAGAAGUUUAAAGCAAAGCUCUGGUUGUGCGAGGAUCAUCCAUUGUCCCUCUCUGAGCAGGUAGCUCCCAUCAUUGACCUCAUGGCAAUAAGCAAUGCACUUUUUGCUAAACUUAGGGACUUUAUCACUCUGCGCCUGCCUCCAGGAUUCCCUGUCAAAAUAGAGAUUCCAAUUUUUCACAUCCUAAACGCACGUAUCACCUUUGGGAACUUGAAUGGUAGUGACGAACCAGUGAACUCCAUCAGGAACAGUCCUUCCAGUGAGGCUCCGUCUCCCAGCAGUGACACUUCUAGUGUGAGCAGCUCCAGCUCCAUGACUUCAUGUCGUGGCUGCGAUAUGGACCCAGCACUCUUCGAGGUGCCCAGAGGCUACACUGUAGUCGGCAGCAAUCGGGACUCCCUGAGAGAGGAGGAUGAUGACCUCUUGCAGUUUGCGAUUCAGCAGAGUUUGCUCGAAGCAGGCACGGAAUAUGAUCAGGUGACCAUCUGGGAAGCAUUGACCAAUAGCAAGCCAGGAACACGCCCCAUGACCUGCGAGGGGAGGAAUGGAGAAAGAACCCCACAACACAACCAUCUGAGUCAGCCCAGCCCCCAGCACAUACCCAGCAAUCAGCUCUACCCCAACUAUGAUGAGCAGUUGCGACUCGCCAUGGAACUCUCCACAAAAGAGCAAGAGGAGGUCGAGAAACGAAAGCAGCAGGAGGAGGAAGAAUUGGAACGCAUUAUUCAACUCUCACUCACUGAGAAAUAGUAUCACCACUAUUCCUUACUCUUUCUUUCACAACAGUUUUUUUUUAAAUAAUAAAAGAAGUCAAAAGUUAAAAGACAAUAUGUAAGGUCACAAGUCCAUGCAUUGCUAUUGGGCACAAAGGAGUGCCAAGUGAAAAUCAGAGUUCACGGCUGAUUUACAGUUUUACAACUAAUGGUUGAAAAUGCAACUUUAAGAUAUGCCUGAACGCCCCACACUUUAUUCUACUGUCUUUUGACUCAAGAAUAAUCAUUGACUGACAGAUGCUUACAGCUAAAUUUUCUGUCAUCGGAAAAUGAUCAGUAGAUCCUCAUCUGUCUAAAUUGAGAUUCCGACAGGGAAUUGGCACACUGUUUGGAAAUUGUUUUUGUACCCAUAUGGUGCAGAUUUUAACUGUGUUCAUAAAGAAAGCUUAAAGAUCUUCUUGAUUCACUUGGCAGCUAGCAAUGAUCACUAGCAAAAUAGGUAGUCGAAGACCAUCUUGCAGAAAAUACAGAAUAUUAUAGCACAAUUUCUUGCAAGGACACUUGGAAAUGGGAAGCACCAUCACAGCAGUGCAGCAGAAGAUGGUGCAUCUGUGUUUGUCAUCAUAAGUGUAAAAUCACUGCACUGUGUACCUUGCCAAGAAUCCAACUUUAAUCAAUUGUUGAUUCCAACGUGGACCAAACUAUAAUUGACAUAAAACGUAGAUCAAAGUAGCACAAAACCAAAACUAGACUUAAGUUAGGUUGAAAUGGAAAGUUCAGCUUAAUGUCAAAUUAUGUUGGCCAUACUUUGAUUCUGUAAGCAAUGGUUAGGAUUUCCAUUGAUGCCAACUUUUCCUUAAGCUUCUCUUUCUUUCAAUAGUUAAUGCAAUGAGACUAAUUUACUAAGUCUGGAGAGUUUAGUGAAUUAAUACCUAUGGAAAUAAGUAUUAAAAAAUCUUAGCUUCAAUUUUUAGAAUAACUUGAAUUAGUUCCAUUGAAUUAAAAAUACUUCCAAUCUACAAUUUUAGAUUCUGAAUCAAAAAAUCAGGUUUUUCCUGAAAUGUAAUUUUUAGUUCUAUUGUACAAAUGUGACAGAUGUUUACAUAGUCUUUACUUACCUCGAUAGUUGACAAUAGCUUACUUAGUUUUUGGAUCAUAUAGUCCUUAUGGAUUUCAUGGUGGCAAUGUUAGAGUCCAUUAAUAAAAUGCAGAAAUGCACAUUAUCUGGAUUCACGGAAAAAUUGAACUGUUUUUGUUGAUCAUCUGAUCUAAUGACUUCAAUUUCAGAAGCAAAACAUAACAGUUGAGCAUACAACAGUUUUCGUUAGUGGGAGGUUAAUCUUCAGUUCACAGGGCCACCAGCUCUCAGAUCCAACUUGGCAUGAGCACAUUCAAAGUACAUUGUUGAAAAUCCAACUGCUGUAAGCAGCUAUUGGUUUUGAAGUAGACUAAAUCUUAAUGAUAGGACUUUGAACUAGCUGUUUGGUGUCAAAACAAAAAUCAGUGGAGCACAAAAAUAAACUAGAUUUCAGUCAGAUCUGAUUGGAAAACGCAGCCUAAUGUUACUUCUUGAUGGCCAUGCCUUGAUUAUGUGAACAGUGAUGGUUUCCACGUCUGCCUUUCAGCAUCCUUUCUUUGAAUGGUUAAUUCAGUGGGAGUAAUCAGUAUGUGUUGCAAUGAAGCGCCUUGUGAAAGAUGUUGGCACUUCUUGUUGGAGUGACCAUAUGACUUAACCCAGUAGAAAAUGUAUCUGAAAAUUGUGGAUCUUAAUGAAAAUUGCUGUGAUUCAGGAUUUAGUGAUAGGUGUACAGCCAGGGAAUAGAAGGAAAGAUGUACAAGAAAAGGAAGAAAGAAAGGACAGAAAGGCACCUUGUCUUUGAAUCAUAAAGAACUACAGCACAGGAACAGGCCUUUCAGCCCAUCUAAGUCUGUGCAACAAUUAAUCUGCUCAGGCCCAUCAAUCCUAACCUGCACCAUAGCCCAACUUAUCCAUCGAUGCACUUAUCUAAACUUCUGUUAAAAGAUGCAACCAUUGUGAAUCAUUCCAAGUGGCAUCUAUGAAUGGUUUCCCUUCCUCCACCAUUAAUGCUACCCUCACCCACAUCACCUCCAUUUCCCUUUCACUUGUGCUCACCCCAUCUUCUUGCCACCUCAAGAAGGAUAAAUUCCUCUUGUCCUAAGCUACCGCCGCAUGAGCCUCCACAUCCAACACAUCAUUCUCGUCAACGUCCACCAUUUCCCAAGGGAUCCUACCAGCAAACUCACCUUUACCUCCCCCCAACUCUCUGCUUUCCACAGGGAUCAGUCCCUCCAUGAUUCCCUUGCCCAUUCACCCCUCCCACUUAUCCCUACUAAUGGACCCCCUCCCUCAUCUCCAUUCAGGGCCCCAGACAGUCCAUCCUGGUGAGGCAACACUUCACCCAUGAAUCUGUUGGGGCUGUCUAUUGUAUCUGGUGCUCCCGAUGUGGCCUACUCUAUAUCGAUGAGACCCGUCGUAAAUUUGGAGACUGCUUUUUGAGCACCACCACUCCAUCCAUCAAAAAUGGAAUUUCCCAGUGGCCGAUUAUUUAAACUCCUAUUCCCAUUCCCAUUGCAACAUGUUGGUCCAUCGCCUCCUCUUGAGCCAUGAAGAGGCCACUCUCAUGGUGAUGUAGCAACACCUCAUAUUCCAUCUGAGUAGCCUCCAACCUGAUGGCAUGAACAUCUAUUUCUCCUUCUGGUAUUUCUUUAUUUUCCUCCCCUUUCCCUCUUCUUCUAUUCCACACACUGACCUCUUACCUUUUCUCACCUAUCACCUUUCCAUAGUGCCCCUCCUUCUUCUCUUUCUCCUAUGGUCCACUCUCAUCUGCCGUCAGAUUCCUUCAUCUCCAGCCCUUUACCCUUCCCACCUAUCUUUUGUGUGCGUUGCUUUGGAUUUCCAGCAUCUGCAAUUUUUUUUUGUGUUUAUCUUUGAAUAUUAGUCUGAUCAAUAGAAUUACAUUUAUAGGGCUGAAACACAUUUCUCAUCUUACAUCGAUGGAAAAAAAUCAUUGAACCAUAAACUGUAGGGAUAGUUCUGGGUUGUAUUGUCACUGUGCAAUCAUUUUCAGAAGUACAUUCAUUGCAGUGUUAUUCAUCAGAGUAAAAAAUCUAUCUGCAGUUGCAAUGAAGGAUGUGCUACGUAUCAGCAACUGGUAUUAUAGGCAUGAUAAAAUGUUUAAUCCAUUAGAUAAUGAUAAAAGUUCUCUAUGGAAAAAUAGAUUAGUGUUGAUACAGUAUGACUGCAAGAUUCAGAGUUUAGCCAAAUAGUGGUCCAUUCAUGGUAAUAUUGAGUGAUUGUUACCUCCCAAGAAUAAACAGUUAAUAAUCAUUUAUCAGUAAGUUUUACUGAUUCAAUCUUCCAAAGAUUUCAUUAAUUUUGUCAAGGCCACUAAAUAUGUUGUCCAUCAGCAUCUUUGUAAUUUAUGCAGUGAAAGAAAAUGGCCCAGUUGUAAGACCUGCUUAAUGGUAGAGAUUAUAAUGCUGUUAUCUCAUCGGAGGCAAUUAAUUGUUGUAGGGAUAGAAAGGUUUCUUUGGCCAUUGAAGUCAAUGGAAGUGAAGAAACACAAGGGAAAUGCAGCAGGCAACUGAUGCUAUGGCAACGACCAAGCACCAGCAACUGAAGUUGAAUAUAUAGCAAGUGAACAUUUAUCCCACGAACACCAGGGAUGGAGUCUGCAUGGAGACAGCAGGUGGGGGGAGGGGAAUGAAGAACAUUCGAGUUAGCAGUAACGAUGGAAGAAAUAUCUCUGCUUAUUAAUCUUAAGCAGCAACUAGAACACCCAUCCAUUCCUCUCUCCUCCUCAUAUUUAGUUCCAUUGCAGUGAGGGAAUUACAAUGCAUCCCAUCCCCCUUAACAGUUCUUAAAGAUGAAUUUCUACCCUAAUAUUUUUACACUAAAGGCAGACCCUAGAAACGCAGGAUAUGAAGGAAUUUAGGAAGGACAAUAGAGAAAUUAUAUACUCAGCGUUGUGAUGUAAAGGAACAAACUGGUUGGGACUGAUGAUGAAAUUUUCUAAUUCUAAAGAUUAUGGCAUUUUUAAUUUUAUAAUAUUUUGGGCUUAAUCAUUUCAGAUGGUUCAUUAUUUUGCCCAUAAAAUUAGAUCAAUUUUAAUGACAAACUUUCACCUUAAAAUAAAAGACAGUAGAAUAAAGGUGAAUAUUAAUUAAGUGGUUAUAGAUGUUUUUGAGUUGUGUUAAUUACAUGUAUGUGCUUCCAUAUUUUAAAAAAGGGAUUGUUCCCAAAUUAGUACAUGAUCUCUUUGUUUCACACAGACCUUUAAGACCAGCACCAGGAGCACAGUAAAUUGGUUUAUUAAUCUCACCGGGAUAAGAUCAGUGAGUUCUGGGACCAUUAGUUUUCCCUGAUUCAGUUUUUUUACACUGUUAAAAAAAACAAACCCUCUUUAAGUGAAAGAUUUAAAUUCCACUAAGUACAGUUCCUGCAUGACAAUACCUCAGCAGAGGGCCCAAAAAUAAACUCUACAAUUCAUACUCACUUUAUGCUGCCCCUGAGCCCGCUUGUAAAUGUGCUUUGGGCCGAUGUUUUAUGCCACUAUCUGCCAUUUCCCAGCAAAGUUAUUCAUUUCAGCUCUGCCAAAGUGAAAGAUGAGGUGUGGUUGAUAUCUACAUGGAUGGAUGAUUUUCAGUAGAGUUUCGAACAUUUGAUUUGUACAUAUUGAAAGGUGUUGCAAAGUUGAAAUCAGUUUGUGCUAUUUUACAUCUGUGCUACUGUUACGUUGAAUGUAUUAAUGGGAUAUUUUGGUCUACGCUGAGUUGUAGGAAAGUUGGAGGGCCCUCUGAUUUGGCAUUAACCUUCCUUAGUAAUUUAUAAUUUUUGCCAUCUACAUAAUUUUUUUCUGUGCAAUGCUUACAGAUUCCUCUAAACAUUGCAUGGGGAUAAUAUUCUCAUUAAAGGGAAGAGGAAGAUUUGUUCUGGUUGCUGGCAUCAUAAAUUAAAUAAUAAUGUUUACCAGAACAAUUAUAUGCCCCUCUGCCACCCAACCCGAUGGGAGCUGAUGGGUAACAACUUAUAAGGGAGUGUAACCCAGCAACAUUCCUUCGUUUAUACAACUGGAGACACAUCAUGUUCAGGAGAGACUUUACCACAACUUUUUUCAGUCACUAUUCUUUUCAUUUUAAGAAAAGUAAAUAAGCUCAAGCACGAACAAAGGAACAUUUUUUUACACAUAAUUUUCUUGAAAUCAAGCAAGAACAUUGCUGUAGAGCAAAGCAUUCCAAGUAAGAAUGCUCCCAAUCGGAUAUUUAAUCAGACUUAACACAAGUAUGAACUCAACUGUUGAAAGAAGUCUGCAUGUAGCUGCCAGAUGAAAAUGGAUGGCAGCUUGGUUUGCAAGACUCAUAUAGAGUACUUUCAUUACAAUCCAGCUUUAUUUAGGAUUUGAAACUGCAACAAACAUAGAUCAAACUUAAACAAUUCUAAAUGAAGCCACAUACAAUUCCCAAGUUUUUUUUUGGAUACAGGAACAGAUUAUAUGAAUGCAACACUCAUGAUGCCUAUCAUGUGUUUAAAUCUUGAGCAACUCAGCCUAUACUGGUAUGCUGUUCUUGCACUUUGUGUAUUUUCUCUUCUGCAACAUGUAUGAUGGUGUCAUUUCUCAGAGUAGUGUUGUUUAGGAUUUGCCAAUCUAACAGUAAAGGACUUCUGAUUAUCUCACUGAAUAUUCUGGAAUACAAUCUAUAAAAAUAAAUACAUGCUAGAAAAUUAAUACAGUGGAAAAAGAUUCUAAAUUCUAGCCAAGUUAGUUCCAAGAUAAUUAUUUGAAAACACAGAGUUGAAUUGUUAAAGAACAGAUGAAAUACUUCCAACUGCCAGCAACAACAGUAUUCAAUGCCAAGUGUGGUAUUUUGAUGAGACGAUAGUUCAAAGCCACAGUGUGGGGAAUUGAAGAUUUUUGUCACUCAUUUCCCUUCCUAGGUCUUGCAGGUCAUUUGGCUUAAGCACAUCAAAGGCGGGAAAGUAAAGGAGAUAUUUCCCAAUUUCCAACAUUCUUUGUUAUGGAUUAUAAUGUGCCCACUUCAAAUCUUAUAUUUCCCUUCAAUGUGCAGCUCCUGAAUCCUCCACCAAUGAACUCUUUGGGCCAGACCUCACUGACCGAUGCCAGGGUCUGAGGACCAACAAAAUCCCAUGGUAGAGCUCAGUUCUCCCCAGCAAUAAUGCAGGGUCACCAUCUCACACCUGGCAAAGGAUACAACACCCCACUGACUUCAAUGGUAAUGCUAAGGAUACAGGUUAGGAGUCACUUUAAAAAUAUAUUCUGCUUAAAUUUAAUAUUUUAAAUAUUUAGGUGAUUUUAGUUAACAUUAUUUUUUUAAUCAUUCAAAAAAUUAAUUUAAAAAUAUAUUUUAUUCAAUGUUAAAAGCUUUAAAUGUAUAUUAAUUGCAAAAAAAAACAUUUGAAAACUAUUUUUUAAAAAACACUCGAUGUUUACAACCAGGUGUCAAAGGCUUUAAGAAAUGCUUGAGGACAGAACCUCCUGAGUGUAUUUCUCAAAGUCCUCAUGCACCCAGACCACAGUACUGCUGUUCAGAAUGGACUGGGCCAAAGAUAUUGAACACAUUCUUGAUCAAUAUUUUUGAAAUAUUGAAGCAUCAUUGCCCUGACGUGUUUGCUCUGUUUCUGGACUUUUCUUUCAAAUUCCUACAAAAACAAAUGCAAUUACAUUUUUCAAAACUCUGGCUUACAUGCUAAACAAAAACCCAUUCUGCUCAGGCCAAUUUCCAAGUGGGAAUCUGGCUAAAAUGCCCCCAUGCAGUGCAGCUGGUAGGGCAAUUCAUCUAGUUGUUUAUUAACUGGAAAUUUAAUUUUCUUCCCUAUUUCCUCCCAUUUUGGAUCCUCCACCUGGAGAAGAUGCUUCUAAAGAACUCGUGAGGAAUUCAAACAUGUUGCCACAUUUUUUCAGAUCCAACUCUGUACGUGUGUGUGUGUGUGCGCAUGUGUGUGUGUGUGUGUGUGUGUUUGUGUGUGUGCAUGAAGAUCAGUUCACAACAGUUAGAUAAAUUCUAAAAGGAAAGGAUUAGCUGUAGUUUAAAAUUUAGAGCAAGAUAAAGAUUACCUGAGCCACACAAUUAUUAAUAAUAGUUGAAUUGUAGAAUGCUAAGUAAUAUACUAAUAUCUGAAACCACUGUUUUCCUACAAUUUUUGAGGCAUGACUUCAUUUUAUACAUUGUACUUCCAAGUACUUUUUAACCUUUAAAUGAUACUUAAAGAAAGUAACGUGGAGUUGCUUAGCGCUUUCAUUGGAAAAACUUUUAUAGCACAAAUAUAGGGGUAUGGAGCCAACUGUGCCUUGAUCCCAGUGUUAGCUACCUGGCAUUACAUUCAGGGAAGGGCAGUUGGAAUUAAUACUUCCUGUUCUUCACAGUUUUACAUAAUGUUCCAGAUGUAAGAUUUUCAAAUUUUGAAGCUGACAUUAAGAAAAAGUAAAAAAAAAUGAAUGCAUAUUUAGAAAAGAAAACUCAUCAGGCUCAUAAUAACCUCUAGAUAAUGAAACCUUGGUAGUUGACGCACCCCAGGACUGGUGACAUAAUCAACCAAUAAGCUAUUAUCAGAGGUCACACUCUCCACAUGUUCCCUCAUCUGUUCAGAUUUUAAAACAUGAAUCGAAUUAUCUUAUAGCACAAUUGUCCAAUUCUACAUGUAAAAUCCCUGCAUCACACUGCCAAUGAAAUGUCACUUUGUGGUAAGGAGCAGAUAGUUUGAAGGGGAGUUUCCUAUUACAGACAGAAAUAUGACCACAGUGGAAUGUAGCCUGCUCCCCAUGGUAGAGAUUUAUUAACUGGAGAAAACUCAAAGCAAUUACCUGUUCAAUUUAUGGCACUCUAGCAUUUCCAUGUCAAUUUAAAGCAACAAUAGUUCCUCCAGUCAGUUACGGCUUUGAGCAAACCCUUCAAUAAUUUUUUCCCCUCAAUUUUACUCAUGAUUACUUACUUUUCUAAAAGGUGUGAAGCAAACAUACCCCUCACAACACAUAGGCAUUGAAUAGCAUGAUUAGUCUUGGCAAAAUUUGUUCAUUAUCUCUAAUUUCAUUUUUGGCAUUGAUUUUGAUCAUUAAGACUUGACAUUUUUCCAUUUGAGAUGUAGGGGCAGACAACUUAUCAAUGACUGAACAUAAUUGAUUUAUUAAAAGAUGAUAAAAAUUACGUAUACAUUUAUAAUAUAAAUCUUUAAAUAAUUGUGUUAAUUUUUUACAUAAUAUGGAAACUUAAAAAUACAUAUUCUUGGGCUGUCUGCUUCAUUUUAAAUCUUUAGCUCUUGGUCCAUUUAUUAAUGAAUUCUAACUAUUGACAAUGGAAAUAAUUUUUCCUUAAUGUGUGUGUGUGUGUGUGUGUGUGUGUGUGUGUGUGUGUGUGUGUUUGGUAACACAAACAUUUAGAGGUGUAAAUUAUUAUCCUUCAAGCCUAACCAUGGGUAAAAUACUAAUUGACUAUAUGAUUCAUCUGCACAUCAUUUCUUCAGGAAAAAAAAAGUGUUUUUCUUUCAAGCAAAUACAGAUCUGUGGUCCUGAUUAAUAAAUACAUAACAACUAUUUAGCAAUCAAGUACCUAUACCAUUUCAGUCCACAGAAUUAUCCACUGCCUGUGAAAUUUAUGGCACAUUUCUCCAAGUCUUUUGAGAAAUUUCAUUGUGAUCCAAGAUUUUGUCCCAGUCGGAGUAAGUAAAAUUCCUGACGAGGUUAUUUAUUGACAUAAAGAGUGGAUAAUGACAACUGUUUAUGCCAAUGUAUUAUCUCAAUUGAGUGAAGAAACAGGGAUGACACGAAGGAAAACCUUGUCAUGAAGCAAGUAAUUGUGAUCUGCUUGGAAGACAAUUGGGAGCAGACUCCACUGUUGCUGGGAAAGAGUUAGUAUAUUCGACAGUCUAGAAUAGAUCAUUCUUUGGCAUGAGCUUAAUGGAUCAGAUAAACUCCCUUCAUGUUAUAAUAAUUCUAUGUUACAAUCUGGCUUCAUCCAUUGAACUCUGUAUGUACUCAACUGCUCCAGCAAAUGGCUAAACUCUUCACAUAGGACAGUGAGACAUGCCCAAUCCAAGCUUCCUCAGCUUCUUAUAAAGUAACAGUCUUGUAAGAAAGAUCCUCUCUGGAGGCAUGAACUAAGGAUCAGAUCAGUCAAAAGGGCCUUUUUUCCUAUGAUCCACCUAUCAACAGCCUGUGUAUAAAAUACAGGCGGGCUUCAUUUCUUUGAGUUAUUUCACCAAUGCUAAUAGCUAAGCCCCUCAUUCUAUGCAGGUUUUACCUCUCACAUUUUGAGGGAUUUCUAAAUUUGUACAGUGAGAAAGAGGUGAGGCCGGUCACCCCCAACUGAUUCUUUGGUCACUGGUUGUUCUGGACUGCUGGAAUAAUGCCACUGAUUACAUCUUCAAACAGAAUCCUAUUAGUAUGAUUGUGCCAGAGAGAUUUGUUGUUAGAUUCAUGAAAUAUCACAGCCUAUAUCUUCAGCUUUCCUGCCUCUAUAUGAUCUCAACAACAGGGAACGUUUUUCAUGUUGUAUUUUCCAUGACUGCUCCUAAAUGGGCUGACAUAAGCCGUACUUUACGGAGAUUGUUAGGCUCACAGUGAAAUGGUUCCCUUUUCUUGCAGAAUUGGCCAGUGAAUGACCAAUUCUGACGUUCAACAACUCUGCAUGUGAGUCUUGCCCUCUACCUCCACAGCCGUUGAGACUUCCAAUUGGCCAUUUAAUCUUAGUAGUGUAGUCCAUGUUGUACCAGUGAUGACCAAUAGCUCAAGUAUGCUGUAACAUGUAGAACAGAUAAAUGCUGACAAUUAAUUCUAAACCAAUACAGCUGGCUCAAGUGUUGUCCCAGUUUUGAGCCAAAUUAUUUCAUGAUAAACCAAGAUAAGCUGCAGGACCACAGAGACCAGUGAAAGCAUUUGAGAGAGACUGACGUCCAACUAAAAUCACACAUAAGUUCAAGAAGCUAAUAAAGUGUAUAGGGGUGUAGUGCUUGGUAGGGGCUGCACUUCAUGCAGUGCAUUAAAGAGUUAGAGGGACGUGAAUCAGCAAACUCCAGCAAACUGCUAACAGCUUGGCAGGUAGGCCGCACAUCACCAUGGCAACAGUCAUGGUCUCAUUUCUUCACUGGAAGUAUUUGCAGUUACAACCUGUUUACUAGGAGAAUGUUAUUUUAUUUGGCCUGGUAAAUGUGGGGGAAAAAAUAACCAGGUCAUAAAACUGUGCAUUCAUUGUUUGCAAAAUUUCUGUAAUAUCUUUCAUGAAUUAUCACACUUCCACGUGUAAGUUUUCAAACUAAGAUGUUUACAUGAUAUGUUGGAGUUUGAAUUAUUAUUUGAAAACCAAUGUUUCUGGCUGAUGGGAGGCCAAUUAGCUAAGAUUUUAGUGUAAUCUUUAUGGUGCUGUUGAA